CAGCCGCAGGAGCCAAUGGGGAUGGCGGGGCGGGCGCGGACCUGCGGCCAUGGCGGCGCUGGCGCGGGGCCUGGUGCGCGCGGGACCACUACGCGCGUGGGGGGCGCGCGCGGGGCAGAGGUGGUACACGGUGCCCGGCGGGCAGGACGGGGAGGUGGGCAAGGCCCAGUGGGCAGCGGCAGCGGGCGAGGAGCAGCCCACCAUCUUCAGCAAAAUCAUCGCCCGCAGCGUGCCCGCCACCGUGCUCUACGAGGAUGACAAGUGCAUGGCCUUUCGGGACGUGGCCCCGCAGGCGCCCGUCCACUUCCUGGUGAUCCCCAAGCGGCCCAUCGCCCGCAUCAGCCGCGUGGGCCCCGAGGACACCGAGCUCCUGGGGCACCUGCUGGUGGUGGCCAGCCGCACGGCACAGGCGGAGGGACUGGCCCGCGGCUACCGAGUGGUCAUCAACGACGGGGAGCACGGCGCCCAGUCCGUCUACCACCUGCACCUGCACGUGCUGGGCGGGCGGCAGCUGGCCUGGCCGCCGGGCUGAGCCUCCCCGAGCCCCCCAAUAAAGCGUGACCGGCCUGGGCCAGUGCCGCCGUGCAAAACGCA
Dromaius novaehollandiae (emu) is the source of this 594-nucleotide messenger RNA. RefSeq lists its product as uncharacterized. Gene Ontology annotation, cellular component: cytoplasm; mitochondrion. Gene Ontology annotation, molecular function: hydrolase activity. The record is from RefSeq and is a predicted model, not a curated record. NCBI's taxonomy places the organism in Eukaryota, Metazoa, Chordata, Aves, Casuariiformes, Dromaiidae. Bases 50 to 532 code for a protein of 160 amino acids. The transcript has 5 exons.